AUGAGUUCUGACGGCGAAAAGGCGAGAACCUCUGGCGAGGUCUCGCGCCCGGAGCCUACCUUGCCCACUGUCAAUCCCGCAGUCGACAAGGUCGAGCCUCCCAAGGCUGCAUUCCACCCUGCCGUCUAUGUCGGUGUCUGGAUCACCCUGAGCUCCAGCGUCAUUCUGUUCAACAAGCACAUCCUCGACUACGCUCAAUUCCCGAUCAUUCUUACGACAUGGCAUCUGGCUUUCGCUACCUUCAUGACCCAGGUUCUCGCGCGCACCACCACUCUGCUCGAUGGCCGCAAGACCGUCAAGAUGACCGGUCGUGUCUACCUCCGCGCUAUUGUCCCCAUUGGUCUCUUCUUCAGUCUCAGUCUGAUCUGCGGUAAUGUGACUUAUCUGUAUCUGAGUGUUGCCUUCAUCCAGAUGCUCAAGGCCACUACUCCCGUCGCUGUCCUGUUCGCCACCUGGGGUAUGGGUAUGGCCCCCGUCAACCUGAAGGUGCUCAUGAACGUUGGUCUCAUCGUUAUUGGUGUUGUCAUCGCCUCCUUCGGUGAGAUCCGCUUCGUCUUCAUUGGAUUCAUGUUCCAGCUGGGUGGCAUUGUCUUCGAGGCCACUCGUCUGGUCAUGGUCCAGCGCCUGCUCAGCUCUGCCGAGUACAAGAUGGACCCUCUCGUUUCCCUGUAUUACUUUGCGCCCGUCUGCGCUGUCAUGAACGGUGUCACUGCCCUCUUCCUUGAAGUCCCCAACCUGACCAUGGGCCACAUCUACAACGUUGGCGUGUGGACAUUGCUGGCCAAUGCCGUCUGCGCUUUCCUUCUCAACGUCUCCGUUGUCUUCUUGAUCGGCAAGACCUCUUCUCUCGUCAUGACUCUCUGCGGUGUCCUCAAGGAUAUCCUGCUGGUCGCCGCCUCCAUGAUGAUCUGGCAGACCCCCGUCUCUGGCACCCAGUUCUUCGGCUACUCGAUCGCCCUUAUCGGUCUCGUUUACUACAAGCUCGGCGGUGACAAGAUCAAGGAAUAUGCUGGCCACGCCAACCGCUCCUGGGCCGAGUACGGUGCUACCCACCCCGCCCAGCGCAAGUUCAUUGUGAUCGGUGCUGUUCUCCUGAUUUUCUUCCUCUUCAUGGGAUCCAUGGCCCCCAGCUACGCCCCCGAGUCUGUUGCCAACGUCAAGGGAAUGCUCGGUGGAGCCGCUGCUGGAAACGCCUGA
This is a messenger RNA of Aspergillus heteromorphus CBS 117.55, 1197 nucleotides long. RefSeq names its product UDP-galactofuranose transporter (gene glfB). Gene Ontology annotation, cellular component: Golgi apparatus; endosome; trans-Golgi network. The coding region runs from base 1 to 1197 and encodes 398 amino acids. The record is from RefSeq and is a predicted model, not a curated record. Gene Ontology annotation, molecular function: antiporter activity. Lineage: Eukaryota; Fungi; Ascomycota; Eurotiomycetes; Eurotiales; Aspergillaceae. The transcript is spliced from 5 exons.